AACGAGGUGCGCCAUUGAAAACCAGCUGAACUAUUGAACAGAUGAAUCACAAGAAUAUCAUCAAGUUGUCACAUACGGAAUACGUUUGAUCGCCUGGUGAUUACAAAAUGACAACAAUAUAUUGGUUGGUGAUACUGUGUUGUCUUCAGGCAGUUCGGGGAGAUGUCAGCACCGAGCAACCCCAGGUGAAAGCGAACGGAACAGAUGAAUCUCAGAUCAGCGUUCAGUUAAAGCCCCCAGCGAACCUGACAGCCAUGGUUGUAUCAAGGACAAACAUUUUCAUUGAAUGGGAUGCACCCGCCGUGUACCCAGUGCAUGAAGUUGACAGCAAUGUCACCACUGGGUACAGUAGAGACGUUUUAUACUGGAACUCAAGCCAUAUAGUCAACGAGACUGUGACUGCCACCCUAGCGCCACCUACUGGGGACGUCAGCACGGCAACAGUUGAAGUGUCUAUGCCAGUUAAUGACUCGUCCAAGACAGAUCAGCCGUCAGGGAGUAAAUUGCUGGUGUACAAGCCAAAGUGCCUGUCACACGAAGCCUUUAAAAGCAUUGACACAAUGGAGCAUCUAGUGAACACUGUCAACAAUAUUGUCAAUUUUGUAAAUAAGAAAAUUGACACUAAUUCUUCCGACGCCCCCACAGACUUGAUACAUGUUCCUUUUGAACAAGGCUGUGUUGAGAAGUAUGUUGUCAGCUACGUCAAGAAAGAAGAUGGUGCAGAAGUGAAGACAGUAGACGUGCCAGCCAAUCAGACGGAGUACAACCUAACAAAACUGGAGACUGGCGCCACGUAUAGCAUCUUUGUCUCGGCACACUUCACAUCGGGAGACAUCCUCAACUCCACCACCAUAGAGGAGACAACCCCCACCAACAUCUCCAACACAAAAUGUCGCUGUUCCCUUUUGGGAUCUGUUCCGAAUUCCUCUUGUGACUUUGCCAGUGGCCGAAAGUGCAAGUGUAGUCGGCAGUACACUGGUUACCUGUGUGAGAUGUGUCGACCCGGAUACUACCGCAGUGCCCCCUACUUCCCCUGCAACAGGUGCCCUUGCAGCUCCCUGGCCACCAACGGUCCAACAUGCUACUACCGUGAAGGUUACCUGGUGUGCAAUGCUUGUAAACCCCACUACACAGGGCAUCUCUGUCAGUCGUGCAUCAACGGCUACUACCGCUACCACGGCCAAUGUGUUCCCUGCCACUGCAACGGCAACAACGACCCUGCAGCACACAGAAUCUGCGACCCAUACACAGGUGCAUGCACCCACUGUGCCUACAACACCACCGGCUUUAACUGCGAGAAGUGCCUCCCGGGCUUCGUCAGGAACAAAACUCAGGACAGACACUGCAUUCUGUACCAUGAAUCAGCAGGAGCCCAGGAUGCAGGUCCUUCUAAAGGUCUGAUUGCCGCCAUCUGCAUUGCUGUCAUCCUGGCCCUUUGUGCAGUGGUAGGGUUUGCAGUGUACCGGCGCUGGAAGAUCUUCCCGCCAAGGAAACCAUUCUGGACAGUGGAGCUGAAGGAAGAUCAUGAUGGCGUCAACUUCAGUGCCGUCCCCGGACAUGAAUACCAACAGCACAACCCGGCUGAUGUCCAAGAUUUAGAAUUUUAUGAAAAACAUCGUGGAAAAUCCAGCGGGAAGAGUGUGUCCAGCUAUUCUCAGCUACGUGAAGAUAUAUAGAUACAAAACUAUCAAUUUGUGUUAGCAUAUAAACCGCAUAAGAUUGGAUAUCUCUCAUUCAUUAAAUGUGUUUGGAUAUUUUAUAUUUUAUUGGAAAUGUUGAAGUAAUAUAUUGCCCUGAAAAAGAACAAAAUCUGAUUGCAAAUUUAUGUCUUGUUCAUGUUGUGUUUUUUUUUCUGGAAAUGUUAGCUUGGGAUCAUUUAUGUGUUUGUUAUGAGAGAUUUUAAGUUUGCUAGGUUAGAAAUAUGUGUUUUUUAGAUGAUAUAUCUACCAGUAUAUUUUGUUAUGUUUCCGACCCAUGAGGGAGAGACCUUACCAGAUAUUUUCAUGACAUGUUUAGUGCUUUUUAUGUAGACUUUGAUUUUUAUGUAGACAUUUAAUAAGUUGUAGUCAUUAAUUGCAUUUUUAGUUGACAUGUGGUUUGUUCAUCACAGCUGAGACAUUCCUGUUUUAAUGUGACCAUGGUAACUCAUGUAGAAACUUAUUCCAUUUUGUGUUAAAGGAAGUACACAGAUCUAGUUUUAUAGAGGUUCAUAACUCUAGUGUCGAAGGAGUUCACAACUGUAGAUGGUAGAUUGGUAUUUAACAUCGCACUCAGCAAUAUUCCAGCUAUAUGUAGUCAGUCUGUAAACAAUCGAGUCUCGACCAGACAAUCC
Haliotis rubra (blacklip abalone) is the source of this 2332-nucleotide messenger RNA. RefSeq lists its product as uncharacterized. The coding region runs from base 108 to 1676 and encodes 522 amino acids. Gene Ontology annotation, biological process: axon guidance. Gene Ontology annotation, molecular function: protein binding; extracellular matrix structural constituent. Gene Ontology annotation, cellular component: basement membrane. NCBI's taxonomy places the organism in Eukaryota, Metazoa, Mollusca, Gastropoda, Lepetellida, Haliotidae. The transcript has 7 exons. The record is from RefSeq and is a predicted model, not a curated record.